Manihot esculenta (cassava) is the source of this 2075-nucleotide messenger RNA. Its product is annotated as membrane-anchored ubiquitin-fold protein 2. NCBI's taxonomy places the organism in Eukaryota, Viridiplantae, Streptophyta, Magnoliopsida, Malpighiales, Euphorbiaceae. Gene Ontology annotation, molecular function: protein binding. The transcript has 6 exons. The record is from RefSeq and is a predicted model, not a curated record. The coding region runs from base 1267 to 1620 and encodes 117 amino acids.
AUCUCAAAAGGGUUUUUUCACAAUACAACAACCACAUGAUAAUCACCUCCAACCCACCAUCCCCAAAAAUUAUAUAUUUAUGAAAAGAAAUUUUGGAGUGACUUGUUAGGGUUUGAAUACUUAAUUUACCGCAUCAUAAAACAAACGCAUGAUGAUUGAACUAUAAAUCUAAUGAUUAAUAAACAGGGAGAGUAUACGAUUUUUAGAUAUUAAUCAUGUAUCAUAUACUCAUUCAGCACGUCUUUUCUUUAGCCUGUUUUUAAUAAAUAAAUUAUUAAACAUAAUACUUUAAUAUCAUAUCUCCUCAAACCCAUUAAUCUAAUACUUGUUCACUUCAUUGUGACUUUGGUUUGGCUUGUAUAAAAAGGGAGAACAGUGGAUCUUGAUCAUUAUCAAUGGCUACCCACCAUGUUGCAUAAACAAAAUUUUGAAGCACCCAAUUGUAAGGUCUAACUUUAACAUUUAGUGACUUGGUGGAAAGUUGGCCAAAACGAAAAGGUCAGUCCUCAGUCCUUGCAUUAAUAAGAGAGAAAUCUGUCUAUUUCCAUGGGCGUAGGAGAUUGCUAGGAGAAGCCAGAAUGGAAGUAUUGACCAUAGAUUUAGAAGACUUAGAAAACUCUCGAAUAGCCUCCUCUCUGGGGAUUUGUUUGAUCUCUUUAUCUCCACUUAUCAUUCGCUUUUGAUGUGCACUUCACUUUUCUCUGUUUCUUCUUCUCAAUUGUGGGGUAUUUUAGCCAAAAAGAAAUUGACCCAGAUCAGCUUUACAGCCAAGUAAGCUGACCCAUUAAGGAGUUCCAAUUAUUAUUUGUUUUGGUUUUGAUUAGUGUGGGUAUGACCAAGUCGAUUUGAGUUGACUUUGGUGUUCCUGAGGGCAUCCAACUUGGUGAUUUGGUGAGGUUCUUAUUGGUGUUUGUUGCAAGUGGCUGUUACAGAUUUUGCAGAUUUUUCAUGCAGGUUCUUUAAUAUUUCCACAAUUCUUUGAAUUGAUGUGGAGGCGGCCCAGGUCAGGACCAUAGGAGGUCUUUGCGAUUUUGGUGAAUCGUUGGAGCUCAGAGUUUGUACACUGGUGUUCUAUUUCUGGAUAGGCUCAGCUGAUCAAGCUUGGUUCCCAAUUUUCACUUUGGGAAAUUCCGAAGGUUAACUGAUUGAGAAUUUGGUGAAACCUUGGUGUUGAGAGGACCAAAACCAACUGUUUAGGUGGCAUUCAACUGGGAUAGAAAAUUCCGCUUGGGUUUUUGUAGGUUGGGAGUUGGUGAUUCUCUAAAGAUGGCUGGGGUGCAAGAUCAACUAGAGAUCAAGUUUCGACUGACUGAUGGAUCUGAUAUUGGUCCCAAAACCUUUGCUGCUGCUACAAGUGUUGCAACCUUGAAGGAGAGUAUUCUUACUCAAUGGCCUAAAGAGAAGGAGAAUGGUCCAAGGACUGUGAAAGAUGUCAAGUUAAUCAGUGCAGGAAAAAUACUGGAGAACAACAGAACUCUAGGGGAAUGCCAAAGCCCCCUGUGUGAUAUCCCUGGUGGCGUUACAACAAUGCAUGUAAUUGUUCAACCAUCUUCCUUGGAUAAAGAAAAGAAAUCAACCAGCCAAUCAAAGCAGAACAAAUGCGUUUGUGUUAUACUAUAACUACAGUUCCAUGAUCUUGGAUAACUAGGUAAAGAAUCUAGAGCUGAUUUAGAUGACAGCUGGUGAUUGCAUAAUGCUCAUUCAUCUCCAGUGAUCUUGGUGCCAUUCUUUGCCUUUGUAAUACGAGCUUCAAUCCAUUUCAUAUACGGUGAUUAUUACCCGGUUUGAAUUUGACUCAUCUUGUAUGCAACUAGAUCUAGAUUUAUAUGUUGAAAAUUACUGGUAGGAGCGUAUUCUCAUAUUUUUCAUUUAAAACACGCGUCUUGUUGUCUUGUAUCGUUCAUAUUUGCAGAAUCCAAAUGUAUUCCAAUUCCAAGUCAUGUCCAUAGUCCUUAUUUUACCAAGCCUCUGAAAGCUCCCAGCUUCUAACAUGCAAUAAAAUUGUUGGCUUGUACUGGACAAACAUGUUUUUAUAUUUGAACACUGGAGGAACUUUAGUUUUUCUUUUCCUUUCA